AUUAUUGCCGACUCCCAAAGGAGUCGGUCUUCUCCAAACCCUAGCCGCCGCGCCGUCCUUGGCCGCCGCCACGGCUCCCUGCCGCCGCCAAUCUCUUCCCCGGCCGCGACAGCCUCCCUCCUUCCCCUACAAUCUGCGCCCUAGACACGGCAGGACCCGAGCUCCUACCAACUUGGUAUCAGAUAGCUCUUGUUCGAUCAUGUCGUCGCCACCGCCAGCGUCUACUUCGCCGGCCGGCUCGCUGCCCGCUUCCACGACCGUCACCACCUCCGUCGCCGCCAUCACGUCGCCGUCCGCCCCGCCAUCGACCCCCGUCGUCUACACUCCCGAGCAGAUGAGCGGGGUCAUCAACGACCUCGUCACCGCCGUCCAUGGGAUCCGGCUGUACCUGAUCAGCUCCCAGGGGCCGCCAGCGCCGAUGCAGCCGCCCGCCGCCACCACCGCGGCGUCCGCACCCUGGCUGCCCGCGCUCCCCGGCGCGACGAUGCUACCGCCCCCGCCACCGGCCCUGCCACUGCCGGCGUGGCCGCCGCCCAUAACCACCGGGCCGGCCCCCACCUCCGCGAGCGGCGUCCCUAUCCAGCAGGUGCGCUUCCCCCCGUCGCCAUCACCGCUGCCGGCGUGGAUCAACGCGUCGCCAUCACCCUCGCCGGUCUACUCCGUGGCCGGGGAUCCGCCGAGGCCCACACUCCCGGACGCCGCAGCCGCAGGACACGCGGAACCCUCCGCCGACCGCGUCGCGCCAUACGUCCAGGGCGUCGCUGCACCAACACCGCCCCGCUUCGCCAAGCUCGACUUCGCCACCUUCGACGGCUCGGAGGACCCCCUCAACUGGCUCAACCAGUGCGAGCAGUUCUUCCGGGGACAGCGCACCCUCGCCUCCGACCGCACUUGGCUGGCCUCUUACCACCUCCGGGGCGCCGCGCAGACGUGGUACUAUUCCCUCGAGCAGGACGAGGGCGGCAUGCCCCCAUGGGACCGCUUCCGGGAACUCUGUCUUCUCCGCUUUGGGCCGCCAAUUCGCGGGAGCCGGUUGGCGGAGCUUGGGCGACUGCCCUUCACGACCACGGUCCAGGACUUCGCGGAGCGCUUCCAGGCUCUCGCUUGCCACGCCCCGGGCGUGACGGGCCAGCAACGUGCGGAGCUCUUCAUCGGUGGGCUGCCGGACCAUAUCCGGGUAGACGUGGAGCUUCAGGCUCCCCAGGACCUCCAGACGGCGAUGCACUACGCCCGCGCCUACGAGCGUCGCGCCCAGGCAAUGCCGCCCGGCCCACCGAGCCGCGGAGGCCGCCCGGCCGCUCGACCACCGCCACCGGCCGCACGGCCAGACCGGCCGAACCCGACCGCGCCACCGGCCCCUGCCCCGGCCGCGACACGGACGUUCAGGAGGCUCACCCCGGCUGAGCAGCUCGAGCGCCGCCGCCUCGGCCUGUGCUUCAACUGCGACGAGCCCUAUGCACCCGGCCACAUCUGCCCCCGCCUCUUCUACUUGGAGACGGUCGACGACUUCGAGGCAGACACACUCGCCGAGCCACCGGCGCCGCCCGAGCCUGCCACCACGACCGCGCCUGCCACCGCCUUCGUGGUCUCGCUCCACGCCCUGGCGGGUAUCCGCCACGAGCGCACUAUGCUCCUGCCGGUGACAAUCCGCGGCGAGAAACUGGUGGCUCUCUUGGAUACGGGCUCCACGCAUAACUUCCUGCCGGCGACUACCAUGCGCCGCUUAGCCCUCCAGCCAUCGGGCGGUGCUCAUCUCCGCGUCACAGUGGCCAACGGUGACCGCCUACAGUGCCAUGGCCUGGCACAGCACGUGCCUCUCACCAUCAGCGACGAGCACUUCACCAUCACAUGCGCCGGCAUCGACUUGGGCUGCUUCGACUUCAUCCUCGGCGUCGACUUCCUCCGGACCCUCGGCCCCAUCCUAUGGGACUUCGACACCCUCACGAUGACCUUCUGGCGCCAGGGCCGCCGCGUCCACUGGGAGGGUAUUGGGGGCACCGCUCCGGCCCCGCAGCUUCAACUCGCCACGACCGACUCCGAGGCCGAGCAUCCCCUCCUGACACACCUCCUGCAGCAGCAUGGCGACCUCUUCGACGAGCCGCAGGGGCUACCGCCGGUCCGGGUGUACGAUCAUCGUAUCCACCUCCUCCCGGACACGGCGCCGGUCGCGGUGCAGCCCUAUCGCUACCCUCAGCUGCAGAAGGACGAGUUGGAGCGGCAGUGCGCACUCAUGCUAGCCGCUGGUAUCAUUCGGAUCUCCACGUCACCAUUCUCGGCGCCGGUCCUUCUCGUCCGCAAGUCGGACGGUACGUGGCGCUUCUGCAUCGACUACCGCGCCCUCAACGCGCUGACGCUGAAGGAUAAGUUCCCAAUUCCGGUGGUGGACGAGCUCUUCGACGAGCUCCACGGGGCGCGCUUCUUCACCAAGCUCGACUUGCGGUCAGGCUACAAUCAAGUGCGCAUGCACCCGGAGGAUAUCGCCAAGACGGCGUUCCGGACUCACCACGGCCACUUCGAGUUCUUGGUGAUGCCUUUCGGCCUCACCAACGCCCCCGCAACGUUCCAGGCUCUCAUGAACGAUGUCCUUCGCCCCUACUUACGCCGGUUUGUGCUUGUUUUUUUUGAUGACAUCCUCAUCUUCAGCACCUCUUGGGCGGAGCACCUGCAGCAUAUCGCCAUCAUCUUCAACGAGCUUCGAGCGCACCAUCUUCACCUUAAGCUGUGUCACCGGGGACCGUCCGCGCGCAUGGCCCUGCGCGCCACGCCAUUCGAGGUGGUCUACGGCCGUCCAGCGCCGCCCAUUCUACCGGUGGAUUUGGCGACAGCCCGGACGGAGAUAGCGGGCGAGCUCAUCCGCACCCGCGAUGAGGUUUUGGCCGAGGUGCGGCAACGCCUCGUGCAGGCCCAGCAGUUGGCCAAGCACUACUACGAUGGACAUCAUCGCGAGGUGGAGUAUGCGGUCGGUGAUUGGGUGUGGCUGCGUCUCCUGCAUCGUUCCACUCAGUCCUUGGACCCGCGCGUGAAGCGCAAGCUGGGCCCCCGCUACGCUGGGCCCUUCGUCAUCUUGGAGCGCGUGGGGACGCUCGCGUAUCGUCUUCAGCUUCCGGCCGGAUCCCGCAUCCACGAUGUCUUCCAUGUGGGGCUGUUGAAGCCUUACCGCGGAGAUCCUCCUGCUGCGCCACCAGCACUUCCUCCUACUGCAGAUGGCCGUCUUCUUCCGAGUCCUGCAAAGGUGUUGCGGGCUCAGCUACGUCGCGGUGUUUGGUACUUGCUGGUUCAGUGGGAGGGACUGCCAGAGGAGGAGGCCACGUGGGAGCAGCGCGAUGACUUCUCCCUCCACUAUCCAGACUACCAGCUCGAGGACGAGCUCGCCUCGUUGUUGACACAGGACAGCACCAGCGCGUAA
Molecule: messenger RNA, 3406 nt
Organism: Lolium perenne
Lineage: Eukaryota; Viridiplantae; Streptophyta; Magnoliopsida; Poales; Poaceae
Source: RefSeq, a predicted model, not a curated record